ACGACAGAAAACCCAAUCUUCAUCAUAAGCCCUAAAUCCUAACCCAAAUGUAUGAAAUAUAAGGGGAAUCCGCAAAAAAAGGAAAUGGCGAAGUGAAGAAAGGGGAUCUCUCUCGUCAAUUCAUCAUCUUCCAUUCGUCAGAGUGUGGUUGUGUAAUUGUAUCUGUUGCAGGAAGAAGCUAAUGAAACUGCAUUAGAGUACCAUUUAAACCCUAGAUCUCUUUCUCUCUUCCCCCCUUUUUUGGUUAAUAAUGAAAACUGGUGACCUUAAUGGUGGGAGAAUGGCGGGAGACGCCGCACCUCAACCUCCUUCUGCCGAAGAAGAAGCGCUCAAGAAGAGCACCGAUUGUGUUUCCUUUCUCGCUUCUCCUUUAACAUGCAUAAAGGGACAUGAGUGUGAGUACCGACAUAGUGACUUCGCUAGGCUAAAUCCAAGGGACUGUUGGUUCUGGUUAAAUAGUAACUGCUUGAAUCCUAGCUGCGGAUUUCGACAUCCGCCACUUGGUUUACUUGGAACACAACUACCAACACCCUCAGGGUCUGCUCAACCUCUACCCCAUACAGCCGCUAUGACUCCAGUGCUGGUCAUGGAUACAAAUAGCAUACAAGGGGUGCCCUGUAAAUUUUUCCAAAGUGGGUUAUGUCUGAAAGGUGACUGGUGUUCUUUUACUCACACACCGAAUUCCAUGAGAUAUAAAGCAUCAGCGGUGCCUGUAAGAGCAGUUGCGACUGAACCUUCAAAUCUCAAUAAGGUUGACAUCUCAGUGCUGGGAAAGAAGAUUCCUCCACCAACAAAUAAGAGCAAACCUAUCAAGUGUCCUCUAGAUCAACAACUCGCAGCAGGCGAAGUGAAACCUGACGUCCAUAGUAAUGAACUUCCUAAAAACAAGAGGAUGAUUGAAACAUCGUGCAUCAAUGAGCUUCCUGACUAUAAUAGCCAUCUUGCUUCUAAUGAAAACGUGGUCCGUGUUAAACAGCCUUAUCAAAUGGAUGACCCUGGGAUGAUCGAUGACAAGAAUGUAGGAGAUGACUCAAGGGAACCCUCACCUGGUUUUGAUGUUCUUGUUGACGACGAGGGGAGAGAUUCUGAUUUUUUUCUAAGUGAAGACCAAUAUGGGAUGUCAAAGGAAUAUGAGGCACAGAACAAUAAUGAUAACAAUAAUUUGACUGAAGAAGAUAUAUUUGCUGAAGCUGAUAAUGAUAGGUACAGGUAUAUACAUGGCUAUGAGCCACAAGGGUACCCCAGGGGUCAAUAUGGUUUGGAGCAGAACAGAGCUUCAUCUGAAAGGAUGUCAGCAGGUCACAAUGCGAUGCCUUAUGCUAGGGGUGAAUUAGAUCUACGAGAUUGUUUGACAAGGAAGAAGCAGCAUCAUGGUUUGAGGUCUGUAAUUUGUCAUGAGCAGGUUCGUGACAAUCUUGCUAAUGAUCAUAGCCAUGAAGAUUGGCGGAGGCAUGAAAGAUAUGCUCCUGCUCCCUGGCAUGAGGGUUCUCUUAGCAAUCGCCUUCAAGGAAGAAUAAGGCUUCCACAAAGAUCAUCAUAUCCAGCUGAUUGGGAAAUUAUUAGGCGAGCUGACAAUGGUAGAUUUUCUUCUGCCAACGGAUGGAAGAAUCAUAAAGGCCCGCACUUUAGAAGGGUUAAGAAUCAUAAAGAAUCGCAUUACGCUACGGAUCAACAGCAACCUGGUAAGAGAAAAUAUGACGCCCUUGAAGGAAAUGGGAGCACUGUUUCGUUUGAAGGGCCAAAGCCUCUAGAGGAGAUUCUGAAAUGGACGAAAGGCGAAAGAACUGUCAACAUCAGGAAUUCUUCCGAGGGUGAAAAUGGUACUCCUAAGUAGGAUUGCUGAGAGUUGAGUGUAUGAACAGAGGGACUAGGUGGUGGGGUGGAUUUUGAUACGUAUGAGGGGGAUAAUGGUGAAGAGGAAUAUCUUGGUGGCAAUGGCGAUGAGUUUGCGUAGAAGCUGGAAAGGAAACAUGAGAAUGAUUGAUUCAAUUCGUCUUUUUGAUAUUUUUUGGAUAUUUGUUUGGGGCUUGAAGAUGGCAUGACUAAUUUUGGGGUAACAAGUAGAGAGAGAUGGUUGGUCCCCUUUGGUCAGUGGGAGUUUUUUUUUUUUUGGUUGCUUUGCAACUUGUCCUGACGUAGAUUUUUUGUGCUACCCAUUAACACCACCAUUACUCAAUAUACUACUGCACUGCCUUCCUCA
Messenger RNA from Salvia splendens (bonfire salvia), 2200 nucleotides. RefSeq names its product zinc finger CCCH domain-containing protein 17. The coding region runs from base 251 to 1834 and encodes 527 amino acids. NCBI's taxonomy places the organism in Eukaryota, Viridiplantae, Streptophyta, Magnoliopsida, Lamiales, Lamiaceae. The transcript has 3 exons. Gene Ontology annotation, molecular function: mRNA binding; metal ion binding. The record is from RefSeq and is a predicted model, not a curated record.